Moneuplotes crassus is the source of this 1250-nucleotide messenger RNA. The record is from the annotation of a GenBank genome assembly. NCBI's taxonomy places the organism in Eukaryota, Ciliophora, Spirotrichea, Euplotida, Euplotidae.
AUAUGAACAGUGCUUUCUUGGCUAGAAGACUGGUUAAGCAUCAACAGAAGCUUUCUAGCGUUCAAAUAGGCAAUUUUUGGAAAAUUGGAGCAAAGAAUUUUGCCUGUGUAAGCAGUAAUAGAGUUGGCUUGCAAAAUAGAAUUAACACUAUGUUUGUGAGGAGCUUUAGCAGCGCUACCGGUAUGAAUGCAAGGGAUUUAAAGGGUGAUGACUACUUGUUAAGUAGAUAUUCUAGUAUUCAGGAUGAUGCUGACUUAUCUCCUUAUGCAGAAAUCCCUGUUGAAGAGAUUGAAAACUAUAUUAGCGAAACUCUUAUACAAGAACACGGAUAUUCAGAAGAAGAUAUUGACUAUCUGCUCCAUUUCAACUCUAAUGUUGCUGUUCCUUCUGAAUAUGAGAAUGGAGGAGUUGUUCCAAACAUCACCAAAUACUUUAUUGAUAAGCUAGGCUCAACUGUAAAAGACUCCAAAGAAAUUCUACUCAGAUUUCCCAGAUACAUGAAUAUUGACACAAAGCAAAUUGAUGAAAGAAUAGCUUAUUACACUGAAGUAGGAAUUUCAAAUAGAGAGAUCACCACUGAAGAAAUCUCUGAGAUAUUUAGAGCAAAUCCAUUCUAUCUUAUUUGCCCUCAAGAAAACUAUCAGAGAUUUAUCAAUGAAUUCAACCACUACAGGUUUUCCAAAGAAGAAACAAUUAGGAUGUUUAAAGAGCAGCCAGGUAUUUUUGGUCUCAAGAAAGGAAACAUAAGAGCGUUGUUUGAAACUCCAAAAGUUCUUUUGGGAGUGAAAGCUUCAGACAUGAAAGAAAUCAUCCUGCGUUAUCCAGAAUUCAUAUUGCAAGGAAGAAAGAACAUAAUUGUAGAGAAGAUCAAAAUUGUAAUGAAGAAUUCAAAUUCACCAAAGUUAUACCUUCGUGAUUUGUUCCUGCGUCAUCCAAAGCUUUUCUUAAAAUCUUAUGCAAGUUUCAAGGCUAAGGAAAGCUUCUUCAUAAUCGAGCUUGGAAGAGGCCUCAAAACUGAAAGAUCAUGGCCAUUAAUGUUGAAGAUGAACUAUAAUGCUCAUAUCAGGCCUCGUUGUGCACUUGCAUACAACCAGAACUUUGAGUUUGAUAUCACAGAAGCUCUUAUUGGCACAGAUGAGGAAUUCUGUAAGAAAUUCGGCUUCACGAUAGAGCAACUUGAUGAAGAGAGAUCUAGUCACGAAAUCACUGAAGAGAAGGAUAUUUUAUGGAGAUAUAUUCCUAUUCCUUAA